This is a messenger RNA of Mytilinidion resinicola, 2070 nucleotides long. RefSeq names its product transcriptional adaptor 2. NCBI's taxonomy places the organism in Eukaryota, Fungi, Ascomycota, Dothideomycetes, Mytilinidiales, Mytilinidiaceae. Gene Ontology annotation, cellular component: SAGA-type complex; nucleus. The record is from RefSeq and is a predicted model, not a curated record. Bases 180 to 1736 code for a protein of 518 amino acids. Gene Ontology annotation, molecular function: transcription coactivator activity; chromatin binding; zinc ion binding. The transcript is spliced from 2 exons. Gene Ontology annotation, biological process: regulation of transcription by RNA polymerase II; chromatin remodeling.
CCUCGUUGCCACCAUAACCUCGAAUCUAUUCACUGCCUCGCGCCCCCGAGCUCCUCCUUCGCCGGCCACGUCGUGCUGCCCUUCUCACCGCGCUGAGGGGCGUUGAGGGCGCAUCAAGCCAACCCACCGACCACCCCUCGCACACCCCCUCACACCGCCACCACGUCCUGCAUGGCAGCAUGGGGCUCAUCAAGAAGAAGACGGCAUCGCGGGGCACCGAGGGCGGCGUGAAGUACGUCUGCGACGUGUGCUCCGCCGACAUCACCGCAACUGUCCGGAUACGCUGUGCAAACGCCGCCUGCCACGAAUACGACCUCUGCGUGCCGUGUUUCGCGGACGGCAAGUUCUCGCGCGACCACGACCCCAAAACCCACUCCUUCCAAGUCAUCGAACAGCACUCGAUCCCGAUAUUCACCGAAGACUGGGGCGCCGACGAGGAAUUGGCCUUGCUGGAAGGCGCCGAAACGUAUGGGCUCGGGUCGUGGGCCGACAUAGCAGAUCACAUUGGCGGAUGUCGGAUGAAGGACGAGGUGCGGCAACAUUACAUCGACACCUAUUUGAACAGCUCCAAAUUCCCUCUUCCUGAACACGCCAGUCCAAACGACAAACGGCUCAGCGAUGCUGUCCCCCGCGAGGUCUUCCAGGCUCGCAAGAAGCGGAGGAUCGAGGACAGGAAAGAAGAUGCCCGGAACGCGCCACCCGCCACGCCCAAACAGAAGCCCACGGCUAGUGUACCGGCAUGUCACGAAGUUCAAGGCUACAUGCCCGGUCGGCUGGAGUUUGAGACCGAGUAUUUCAACGAAGCCGAGGAAGCUGUGCAGCAUAUGCAGUUUGACCCCGGAGAUGGCGUCAACCAACGAACGGGGGAAACAGAGCCAGAGAUGGAGCUUAAGAUGACGGUGAUGGACAUCUACAACUCGCGGUUGGACGCGCGAGUGGAGAGGAAGAAGAUUAUAUUCGAGCACAAACUACUGGAAUACAAGAAAAACGCCCUAGCAGACAAGAAGCGCACGAAAGAGGAACGAGAACUAAUGAACAAAGCCAAGCCUUUCGCGCGAAUGAUGAAGCACGAAGACUUCAAGAGCUUCUGCGAAGGUCUGGAGUACGAACACAACCUAAGACAGGCCAUCGGCUGUCUGCAAGAAUGGAGGCAGUUGCAGAUUGGAGAUCUGAAGUCGGGCGAGAAAUACGAGCAAGAGAAGCAGCUACGACAGAGUCGCGGCCCGCCAGUAGGCCAGUUCGAUCGAUUAGCAGCCAGCCGCAUCAGCAAGCCAACCCCGCCGAUCGAAACACCAUCCGCAACCACCGCCUUGACAUCGCCGGGACUGGCACUGCGCCUGAACAACGGCUUAUCAACACCUCCACCAGAUAGAGUUCUCCCAAAUGGGACCAACGGAGUCAACGGCACCAACGGCUUGACCAACGGUGUUGGCAUGGCGCACGUGAAGCCAAAAUUCUCGAUCCAAGCCCUCCCUAACACGGUCCCGCUCAAGUUCGGCAAAGAGAACCAAGCAGACCUGCACCUUCUCACGCCCGAGGAGCAAGAAGUCUGCAGCAUGCUGCGCAUCAUGCCGAAGCCCUACAUGGUCAUCAAGGAGGCGAUGCUCCGCGAAGCGCUGAAGCAGGGCGGCAGCAUGAAGAGGAAGAUGGCACGCGAGGUGUGCAAGAUCGACGCCAACAAGUGCGGCAAGCUGUUUGACUUUUUUGUUUACAGCGGCUGGAUUUCCAAGGCGUAGGGGCGCCUGCUUACUCUAUCAUUGCUCGGAGUACCUACAUUUUGGGCGGUCGGGGGCCGAUGGCGUUACGCUUUUGAUACCCGGAGCGUGGGCUGGAUGUGUUUAGGUAUGGGUGGCAUGGUAUAGGACUGUUCAAGUAGCACUAUUCAACUGAAAUAGGAUGCUUAUCCAGUACUCCUAGUGCUGCUGUGGCAAAAUAUUUGGUAACUCUGAAUCUUCCUUCUGUGAAAACUUAUGAUCACUCGUCUGCCGGUGUCUGGGAUGGCCCAGCGCAUCAUCAGAAAAUCAAGUGAGAUCUAUACUGCUAUACACCGUGAAUCAGAGCAGUUCCAAG